Vespula pensylvanica (western yellowjacket) is the source of this 8843-nucleotide messenger RNA. It is a transcript of the gene LUBEL, whose product is annotated as E3 ubiquitin-protein ligase lubel. Gene Ontology annotation, molecular function: ubiquitin protein ligase activity; K63-linked polyubiquitin modification-dependent protein binding; zinc ion binding. Lineage: Eukaryota; Metazoa; Arthropoda; Insecta; Hymenoptera; Vespidae. Gene Ontology annotation, biological process: protein linear polyubiquitination. The transcript has 23 exons. Gene Ontology annotation, cellular component: LUBAC complex. The record is from RefSeq and is a predicted model, not a curated record. The coding region runs from base 286 to 8814 and encodes 2842 amino acids.
UCGAUAUAUCGAUCGAUCGAUCGAUCAUUUGCUUCGUCAAUUAUUUAUUGUGUCUACUUCGAUGUGAUUAUCGCGUAAAAAAAUCUAUGCGUAUCGUCGUCGUGUUUCCAAGAAAGUUCAUGUAAAUAUCCGCGAGAAUAGAGCGACUCUGCUCUAUUUUCGUACAGUGCAUCGUGCCGAAGGAAAGAGAGAGAGAGAGAGAGAGAGAAAUUCAACGCCAAGCUGCCUGGCCUCCGCUCGCAUUUUUCACGAUGAUACAAUCCGGGAGCUGAAAAAUGGCGGCCCAUGGCCAUUUCGAAUCCAUCUACUCGAUUGCGUAUGGCACGGACCAUGCCUCACUGGGUAUUGGCACAACAGCAGAAGGAUGCGGAGGAGCGGAAGGAACGAAUACCAACCCCACCGAAGGUACCACCACCGUCGCUCUCCGGAGACUGUGGUGACCCAGACUACGAGAUCAUCGAAUUCCCGAUCCGAGGAACACCCCAGAAAACGACACCAAUGUCGACCGACCUACCAUCCAUUACCAAGCACAGCAAAUGUGCCCUUUGCGGCACCGAGAACGUCUUUGCACGAUGCGACACCUGUAAAGAGAAUUAUUGCGAAGCAUGUGACGACAUGAAUCAUAAACAUCCCAAGAGAAAAGCUCACGUUAGACGGAGGAUCGUGACUGAAACUGCAGCAAAGAACAGACCACCUUUGCCACCAAAAGGUGAAAAUCUAGCUGGUCCACCUCCUGUACCACCACCGAGAAGAAAUCGCAAGAGCUCUCAGGCCAAACUCACGCAGAAUCAAGGAGGUACGAAUCGAUCAUUGAUCGAGAAACCGGGAAGUACGAAGCGUGAUGUUUCCAACGCUAGUGGAUCAUCGUCGACGACUAGGGAGACAAAUUUUCAAGGAUCGAAGAUUAACACCACGAUCGAAGGAUCGGGAUCGAGUACCGACAAGAUGUCUACCUUACAGGAAAGAUACAGGAGAUAUCAGGAAGCAAUGAGAGCCCAAGAUGCAAAUCGACGAAGACGUACACCAUCCGAUGCUUCGUCGAGAGAAACCGCAAGUCCCAGGCCAGUUAGCAUAGGGAGUUCUAAAGCGACGCCGCCUUUACCACCUCCACCACCUCCCAGAUCUAUAAUACAAUCGACCAGCGUGUGCGAUCUCUCGGCACCGCACAUGUGGAAUCUUGGAAUGCAUCAGGCUCAAUCGAUGGCACAGUUAGGUCCCGGUGGAAUGCCAAUGAUGUGGUACUCGCCGAACAAUCCCUGGGACGCGUCGAUGAGUGCUUCGACCUUGAGUUUAAAUCAUCCACCUUUAUGGGCAUACCCCAUGGGAUAUCAUCCGUCUCAAAUGUUACCACCGCAUUAUCCGGGAACUCUGUCGAGACCGCACAGUCCAGCGAGGAGUUUAAAGUCGAGCAGAAGGUCCAGGGCACCCUCGCCAUCUCCAAGUAUAAAAUCAAGAAAGUCUAUCGUCUCGAGAUCGAGAUCGAGAAUAUCCCCUGGAUCGCCUUCGGACGCUAGCUCCGAAGAUUCCGAGGAAUCUGACUUCGACGAUAGACUUUCUCGAGGAUCGAGAAGUAUCAGACGAGGUAGCGUUCCAAGAAGUAUCAGACAGAGAAGUUAUCAAGAUAACGAUGGUUCUAGGACUUUACUGUCUCGACCUCGUCGAGAGAGACUAACGUCGGAGGAUAGGAUGACCAGCACGGAGGAACAAUGGUCUGAAAAUCAAUCGACCAGACGGUACUCGAUGUCCUCGAGAGGUUACGAGGACUCUCGAAGGAACACGAUCGAUUCUCGUCUUCGGAACAUCGAAAAUGGAACUUACCAUGAUCAGCGACGCGAACGACGACGACGUAAAAGUACCGACGAGGAACUGUCCGAUCGAAAAUCUAAUCCAACAGCUAGAACAAGGAUCACCAGUUCCUCCGACGAUCAUUUCGAACGAACGGAGAAACGUUCGACGUUAUACGACGACGAAAUCCUUUCGUCGAAGAGACACUCUUUAAGAAACGAAGACGAUCCGAGGAGAUCCAUCUCGCAGAGAGCUUCGAGAAUGACUUUGGCAGAGUCGCAAAGACAAGCUCUGGAUUCUCGUGAUUCGACCUUGAAAAGAGAAACAGAAAACGAGUCGGAACGUCUUUCGUCGCGUUCUAUACGAAACGCUACGACGGACGUCGAUGAACUGCGAAAAAGGGAACAACGUAUUCAGGACCAAAAUAAUGUCUCGUCCAAGAGAAUAUCGUCCUUUAAGAGAGAGGACUCGUUGGAUCAGGCUGAACGAGCUUCGGUACAGCGCAGCUCUAGAAGGUCUUCCAUCGAAACGGAUACGAAUCAAAACUUUAAAAGAUUGUCUUCGCGCGAAAUGUCGCGAACGAAGGAGGACGACGAAAGGAUGCUAGCGAGGAAUAAGAAAGAAUCGAGCGUAGAUCGGGACUCUCAAAUAUCUCGAACUAACGAAUCCAUUCAAAUCAAAGAGAAGAAAACGAACGUGGAAGACAGCAAUGAGUCGUUCAAAGGAUCGAAAGAAAUGGUAAACGCGUUAAAGAAAAAUUCUCCUACGAAUAAAAAAGCUACGAUCGAAUUACCAGCUGACGAGUGGUCCUGCGAGCAUUGCACUUUCAUAAACAAAAUCACCGAACGCGUUUGCGUAAUCUGCUGCAAGACCAGAAGCAGUGCCCUACCUUCGAACGAGACGGAUGAUGCCGAUACCAACAUAGAAGAUAUUCAAACAAUCGAUAACGAUAACAAACAAGUGUCGGGUUCUACCGAGGAUCCUAAUCCCGAUUUGGAGAAGAAAACAAAUCUUUUGAAAAUCUCGAAUAGCGAAGAAAGUGGUGACAGUGGAUCGACAAAGAACAAAGGUAUAAGCCUAGCAGAAAGUUCGACAGAUAUGCAUGACGUUAAAUUAGCCGAAUCAUCGACUACGUCCGAGAGAAAAGACGAAGGAACUUUGACAUCCUCGACACUAACAUUAUCCUUAUCAAAGGGAACUAACCCUGAAGAUAUCGAUGAACUCGUAAAACGACCUGCGUUAUCUAAAUCCAAUGAGAGGAUCGAAGAAACUCGUAAAGUUUCAACCGGAACGUCUCCGCCACCGCAAAGUAUUUCCACCCAAACAUACGAUUUUCUUCCACGAGGAGGUAGUGGUUCCCUUCGUAGAUCGAUGUCAACAUCCAAAGGAUUUUUGUCUUACGAGGAUAGCGAGACAGAGGAACCAAAUAGAUUUACGAACAGUCCCGAUCUGUAUCCACGAACGAUACAAGAACAAUAUCUGCGGCAAGCGAUUUCAAGUCAGAGCAGAGAUCGAACUCGAAGAAAUUCCAUCGACUCCGCUCAUCUCUAUUAUCGCUCUAGGGAACCUAGCCAGCCUAGAUUCAUCGAAGCAGGUCCUAGUACCUCGACUCAAGGUGUAUCUACGUUGACUCGUCAAGGAUUAGAAAUCGUCGAGCUCUUGCGAGAAGCAGAGAGACAAGGAUAUUCGACUGACGACGUUCAGGUGGCUCUAGCACAGGGUGCGUCCAAUCCAAUAGAAUGGUUAAAGACACAAUGGCCUCGUUCGAUCGAGGCUGUUCAAAUCUUGGUAAGCACCCAAGGGAAAGAACAGAGAGAAAAUAAUAUCGGUGUCCUUUCUGUAAACGAAGCGAAGGAUGCUUUGAGGUCGGUCAAAGGUGACGUUUGGAAUGCUGUCACCAUUGCUACCCAACGUAGACAGCACAAGACCGCAGAAAUUCUAACAAAAGGCAAUUUUACAAUGGCUGAUGUUGUUAAAGCUCUCGAUAACAACGAUGGCAUCGUCGAUGCCGCUUUACUCGAGCUACAGAAAAAUCAACUGAAGCCGUUUUUAAUGAGGAUCUGGGGUCCUCCGGUCGGGGUUGAAAAUGAUGAUGCUGCACCACAAGGAGAUGCGGCUGGUAUAGUUGGUGGUGCAACAAGGAUUCUCGAACAGAUUACCACUGUAUCGGAUACGGAGGCGAAGAAGCAGGUAAUGUCACCAAUUAUUGACAAUUUCGUCGCAUUGCAGACCGACUUUAGAAAACAGCUGGCGGCACUAAGACAAAUGACUUAUAAUUGGGAAUACGAGAAAGACCCUCUAAACGACACUCGAGGUAAUAAUUCGGUUGAUUUACUCGGCAGCUCGAACGGCGAAGACCCAACGAUCGACGAAACCCUAUUGCCAAGAUCGGUAGAAAAUAUUCAUUCAAAUCGGACGGUCGAUGUAGAGAUUGAACAAACGAACAAAGUAGAAAAUACUAUGGACGAUAAGGAUAAUCAAUUAGAGAGUAGUAUAAUUGAAUCAAUAGAAAACAAACAAAAAAUUGACGAUACGAAUAUUAUAGAAAAUAAUGCAGGAUUAACGGUAAAGGAACAAUUGGAGAUCGAUGAAAAGGAUCGAUCGAUUGACGAAAAUAGGACAAAAGAAAUAAUUAGCAUCGAUGAAUCGUCGAAAAAAAUAGAAACUCGUGAUAAAGACGAUCGAAAUAAUAAUUCCAAAGAUAUUGCGACAGUAAAUUCGUACGAUGCAGUUGUUACGAAUGAGAAACAUUUCAAUUCUGAGACUGUUACGGUAACGGAGAAAUCCGAUGAUGAAGAUGUUACGAAAGGGAAUAAAGAAAUAACGAAUGAGAAUGAAGUAUCGAUGGGUGAAGAUGAAAUAACGCAGAAAGAGGAUAAAAGGCUCUUUCGUAACGAGACUUUGCCAGAGGAUAAAAAAAAUAGUUCUCAAGAGACCUCCCUUCAACAAGAUACAAAUAUAGUCGAGCAACCGGAUCUGAAAAUGCAUAAUGACACUACGGAUAGAACGAUAACAAGAAAAGUAAACGAGCGAAACAAGUCUCAGGUAGAAAAUUUAUUUAGGAACGAAGGUUCUUCCAUAAACGAGCAUGGUUUAGAAGUAAACGCUGUACCCCAGUCUAAGACGAUGGAGUUGCUAAUGUCUGCUGUUAGAUCCUUGCCGGAACAAAUGAUAGGACCUUUCGUAACGGCUAUGAAAAUGUUAUCGCCUAAAUUAACGACGAUCGAUACCGAUACCGAUGUAAAUGAAAACGAUAUCGAUGAAAAUUAUUCCAACCCUGCCUCCACUCCUCAUCCUGUUCAUUCCGAGUCAAUGAUCGGAGAAAAGGAGGUAGAAAAUAAUAAUGUAAAUGAUCGACCGAUCGAUAUAUCUGCAUUAGAUAAAAACGAAGUUAAGGAUACAAUCUCUGAAUUUAUCGAUGAAAAUAAAGAAAGUACUACGAUCGAUAGGGCUCAAGAAGAAACAGAAAUCGAACAACCACCUAGGGUCGUGCCUGAUAAAGAACAUGAAAAUAAAAAUAUAUCGAAGCCGGAUAACGUCAAUGUGAAAUUCGAAGCGAAGGAUUUGACGGAUCAACAGAAGGACUUCCGAGCGGUAGAAUCGAAUAUUAAUGACAUCUCGGCUGGUAUUAUCGAAAUAAACAUAUCCGAAUCUCCGAUUAUAGCUGUAAACGAUUGCGCUCCGGUCAAAGAAGUAGAAAAAAUUGAUUCUGUAUUGGAAACCAAAAAGAAAAUUGUUGAUAAGAUUAACGAGAAACCGAUUGACGAUUUAAAUGUUAACAUUUUCAAAAAGGUUAAAUCUAGCGACGUUGAUAAAAUCGAAACGAAUUUAAUUGAACCAAUUGGUACAAUGAAACUAACGAGAGGAGAUAUUAUUAAAGAACGAUCUAAAUCGCCGGUAAAAAAAGUAAGUAGAAGGAAAUCGCCAGUUAAGAUCAUAAAGAGAGCUAAUACGCUUCUACCUAAGAAGGUCUCGACAAAAAUUAACGUCCUUCCGAGAACUACCGCUCUCGUGAAAGCGAGAAACGCAGCUGUUGAAAUAAUGAAGAAACCGAUCGCUUUGAAAAGUAUUACACGGAUCGAAGACACGCGAUCGAAAGGAUCUAUCGAACAAAUUGAAGACGUUCGUAUUAAGAAAUCGGAGAAUACAAUAAAACCGAUAAAAACUACGAUCGAUAAUGAAAAGAGAUCUGCGAGCUCUAUGGAUCAAAGAUCGAUCGAAUCGACUUUUGAACGAUCGAAAAAAACGACGGAUAUUAAGAACGAAAAAGUUGAAUCUGAAAGAGAUCAGAGUGUCGAUAAAAACAAAUCUAAAAUCAAAUUCAUUUCGAAAAUUCCUAUUUUAACUGCGCGAUGCAAAACGUCUUCUAAAAUCGUACAAGCUACAGCAUCGAAGGAUAAACCAGUAAAAAUAAAUAAAAUAAUAUUGGGAUCUGUGCCAACGAGAUUACCUGUUGCGAGACAAACCAUUUUAAAGACAAAUCUGAAAGCUACGAAGAUACCGAAUAUUUCAGAAAACGUAAAAGAAAAAGAAAUCGUCGUUAGAAAAGAAAAAGAAUCGAUUACGAUCGGUCGAACGGCGGAUAAGGUCGAUGACAAAAAAGUUGACAAUGAUAACGAUGGAUUUAAUUGUCGAACGGAGAAAGAAAAAUUAGAAAGCAACUUAGAAACUUUAGAAAUCAAAACUGAAGUAGAACGAUCUAAUAACAGUGAUGACGACGGAUCAAGUUCGGAGCACGAUGACGAAGAAGAUGAACAAGAUGAAGAAGAAGAAGAAGAAGAAGAAGAAGAGGAAGAAGAAGAAAAAGAAGUUUCAGACGUCGAAGAAUCAAGUUCGGUUUUCGAUAGUUCCUCGGAAUCAGAAAAUUUUACCGUGCUAAUGAGAGAAGUUCCUAAGUCUAGCUCGGAUAAAAGUAACUCUGUCGAGAGUCUGCUUACCGUUGAAGAUCAAAUAGAAAAGACGUUGCAGGCUAUAAGAGCCGAAUUGUCAAAUUACGAGUCUGACGAAUUAGAGGAGAACGAAGAUUUGAAACCCGAUGAGAAAGAUGCAAAAGACGAUACAGAAAAUGAAGAUUCGUCGUCUCUGAGCGAUGAAAUAUUCGAGGAAGCAAUAUGUGGUGGGGAAGAGUCCAUUGACAUUAAUAUCACCAAGAUGGACGAAAUAGAAAUUAUUCAAAAUGAUCUUGAAAUAAAAACUCCGGAAGAUUCGUCGAUCGUAUCGAAUCUUGAAGAAACGAUGGUAGAAAAACAAAUAUCAAAAGAUUCUAAUAAUAAAAUAUCGAAAAAUAACUCUGUGAACGACGAUGUUAAUAAACAUAGUAGAGUCAAUGAACAGAGUAAAGUCAAUGAAAUAUUUAAGAAAAAUACGAGUAAGAUCGCAAAAUUAGAAAAAAGAAAUUUACAUGAGGGUAAUACGAAAGAUGUAAAAAUGAUACAAAGCGUUAGAGUGUUACGAGAGGUCGAGACAAAUGAUAAAAACAAGAGAAAAAAAGAUAAGGAAGAUCCACGAGUUACGCAGAGUAAACGAUUUUCUUUAGUAGCCAGUUGUAUUCGUCGAUUCGAGGGUGAAGAUAAAACAGAAAGGAAACGUAAUGAAGUUGAAAAUGUCAACGCUACGAGAAGAGAGGGAUCUCCCAAAACGGAAAGGGAGAGAACGGCACGUAGAUUGUUAGCGGAGGGACGUGCAUCGAAUUACGAAGAGGCCGAAGUAGCUGCCAGUUUAUUAGCUCUCAAAUUCGGAGAUGCAGAAGCUAUUCAUGCCGCUAAGGAAUGUGGUAGUGUCGAGUCGGCUCUUGCAUUUUUACAACAAGAAUGCGAACUUUGUACCGGACGUUAUGCGAUGAGUCAGAUGAUAUCAAUGUUGAAAUGUACACAUCGCUGUUGUAACGAGUGUGCCAAAAAUUAUUUCACCAUUCAGAUAAGCGAUAGAAAUAUCAUAGACGCUGUAUGUCCGUUUUGCAAAGAGCCUAAUCUGAGGGAUGCGAACGAAGACGACGUUCUAGAAUAUUUUAGUAAUCUAGACAUUCAAUUAAAAUCACUUUUGGAUUCUCCUAUUCACGAACUCUUUCAAAGAAAACUAAGAGAUCGGACUCUUAUGCAAGAUCCUAAUUUUAAAUGGUGCAUUCAGUGCUCGAGUGGUUUUUACGCGGACCCGGAACACAAGAGACUGAUCUGUCCUGACUGCAGAUCUAUAACGUGUGCCUUUUGUCGAAAGCCUUGGGAGAAACAACACGAAGGUAUAACUUGCGAACAAUUCGCAGCUUGGAAAGAUGAAAACGAUCCAGACAAUCAAGCUGCUGGUUUAGCGAAACAUUUGGCCGACAAUGGUAUUGAUUGUCCCAAGUGUAAAUUCCGAUAUUCUUUAUCUCGAGGAGGUUGCAUGCAUUUUACCUGCAGUCAAUGCAAAUUUGAAUUUUGUUGUGGUUGUGGUAAAGCCUUUCUUAUGGGCGCUAAAUGCUCGAUUAGUCCGUACUGCGCAAAAUUAGGCCUUCACGCUCAUCAUCCGCGCAAUUGUCUCUUUUAUCUUCGCGACAAGGAACCCGCGCAAUUACAACAAUUACUCAAGGAGAACGACAUUGAGUACGAUACGGAAGGGCCAAUAGGUGAAAGGAAAUGUAAAGUUCAAUUGCAAAAGGAAACCCCAGCGGGUGUUGUCGAUGCGAUUUGCAAUUCGGACGUCGUCGAGGGACAAGCUGGUUUAUGCAGGAUUCAUUACGUCGAGUAUCUUGUUCGAAAGAUACGUUCUACGCAGUUGGAACCUCUUCCGCUGUUGAAUAUAGAUGAUCUCGAGACUUGCGUUAAACGAAGCGGCUUAAAACUACCUCCAAAUUGGCAGCACUACAUUGAAUACUUGGCGGGCCUGGUACUCAAAAGCAAGCUGGACCCUGUGGCUAUCUUUGACUUGAACGACGCCAAGCAAGAGUUGCGCCGACGGGGAAAAGUUCCCCCUGCGAAGGACCAGGAAAUGUCCGAGCGGGAUUAUCUCCAGGCGUGUAUUCAGAUUGUACAAAAGGAAAUUCCACUGGAAUAAUAGGAAAUAAACACGUGAGAAACCUUCAA